GUGUUGUGCCAUGUUCAAGAAGAGGCCCAAGUCAGGAGUUGAACCCAAGUCAGUGGAGUAUCUGAGGGUAGAAGCUCAUCUUUCUCCCAUCAUCUCAGUCCUGAAGACAAACAAGUCUGCCAGAGACAGCUUGGCCAUGGCUCUCCACAACCAACAGUGGAUCCACUUGGGUGAUGAGCUAUCACCUAAGGAACUGAUGAAAGCAGUGUUGAGCAGAAUAGAGGGGGAUGCUAGAGAGUACAAUGUGUUCAUGCAUAUUCUCAGAAACACGGUGGGACUGGAGUCCAUAGCAAUAAGGAUACAACAGACACACGCUAUGUCAGGGAUUGGUCCUGUGAACUAUGGAUCUACCGAAGAGAGACAUAGUGAACAAUAUGAUCAUAGACCCGGUGUGGUAUCUGGCCAGAGCUACUACCAGGGAAACUUGCAUGAAGAAGUUCUCCAGAAGGAAAGAGAAGCUCAACAGCUCUCCGAUAUUGAAAGGGACCUCCGUGAUAUUAAAGACAUAUUUACAGACUUACAUAGUAUGACACGUUCAAUGGGAGAGGAAUUAGUCACAGCCAGCUCUGUUCACACCACUCUACCAGCUAAUAGACAAUAAGAAGGAGUUUUCUUUUACCGACCUCGAAGAAGGUGCUGUAGGCCUGCCAUCUGCCUCGUCCUGUGGAUCUCUGCUGCAA
Geodia barretti is the source of this 680-nucleotide messenger RNA. NCBI's taxonomy places the organism in Eukaryota, Metazoa, Porifera, Demospongiae, Tetractinellida, Geodiidae. The record is from the annotation of a GenBank genome assembly.